This is a messenger RNA of Amyelois transitella, 1158 nucleotides long. RefSeq names its product protein Mpv17 (gene Mpv17). The record is from RefSeq and is a predicted model, not a curated record. The transcript has 2 exons. Gene Ontology annotation, cellular component: cytoplasm; membrane. The coding region runs from base 296 to 856 and encodes 186 amino acids. NCBI's taxonomy places the organism in Eukaryota, Metazoa, Arthropoda, Insecta, Lepidoptera, Pyralidae.
AUAAAACAGACAUUUUAAAUUAUUAUCUGUGGAUAAAAUUACAGCUUAUGUUUGUUUUGUUUUGUGGUGAAUUAUUUUGUAUUAUUGUCAACAACACAAGAGUAAUACUUUCUUUGCAAAUCUGUGUUUAAAGUUUUUUUGAUGAACAGAUUUUUGCACUUUUGCAAAUGAAUGAUGAAUAAGAUUUCUAAGUUUAUGUUUGAGGUUAUGUCUGAUCGCAUAACUACUAGUACCUCUUUCAAUCCCCAUUUUUGUUUUUGACUUAUAGGCUGCAUUGGCGAAUACUUAAAAUAAAAUGCAGGUGGCUAUGUCGAAGGCACGAGGGGUUUUCAAAUUUUAUCAACAAGCACUUGUACGUCGGCCGUACUUGGUACAAGCCGUACAGACAGGUGCUCUUAUGGGCGCAGGAGACCUCAUAUCGCAAACUCUUAUUGAAAACAAAUCUUCCAAAAGUAUUGAUUAUAGGCGUACAUUACAGUUCUCAUCAAUUGGAUUCUUCGUUGGAGGUCCAGCUUUACGGAUGUGGUAUGGAGUAUUAAAUCGCUAUAUUGGCUCCUCUGGAAAAUCUGUUGCUUUGAAGAAAGUGUGUGUUGAUCAGUUUGUGUUUGCACCAAUGUUUCUUUUCUUUCUGUUAUCUGCAGUUGGGACUUUGCAAGGCAAGUCGUGGGAUCAUGUCGAAAAAGAUAUUAAAGCUAAUUAUUUAGAUGUUCUCAAAACCAAUUACUUCAUUUGGCCAUGGGUUCAACUUGUAAAUUUUUACUAUGUACCAUUACAGUAUCAAGUGCUUAUAGUUCAAACUGUUGCUCUCUUUUGGAACACUUAUCUAUCAUGGAAAACAAAUAAGGAUAAGUUGUAAUAAAAAAAAUGGUAAAAUUUGCUUUUUCUGUCAUAAAAUGAUAUUUUAUCUACAUAUGUAUAUCAUGUCUUUAACCCUCAUGGGGGUAGAUAGAGCUAACAGUCUCGAAAAGACGGAAAGGCAUAAUGAAUGAUGUGUGGUCACAAUUUAAGGUAGGUCCAAUUACCAAAUCAAUAUUAAAUAUUUAUUCCAAAAAUUUCAAUAUUUGAAUUCUGCCAACUGCUAUCUAAAUCAUAAACAAAUAAAAAAAAAACAUAAGCUUAUACUAGGUACAUAAAGAGGAUAAAGAUUCAUAGUAAAAU